AUGUGUAUUGCCUCAUACGGCGCUGAUUUAAAUGUCCCUGCUGAUUAUUCUAAAAUGUCAGCUCUUCAUUUGGCUGUUUCUCAACGUAAUUUGGAAAUUACUCGUUUACUUUUAAGUCUUGGCGCUGAUCCAAAUCCUGUCAAUAGUCAUGGAGAUACUCCUCGUCAUAUGGCUGCUAAAUUGAAUGAAUUUGAACUUCUCAAAAGUCUAAUAAUAUGCGGUGCAAAACGCUGUCCAGCAACAAAAAUUGGUUGUGUUUCUGGUUGUGUAGAUAAUAAAGCAUUAAGAGCAAUCAAAAAGCCUUCUUCUUCAAUGCCAAUAAUAGUACCAGAUGCAAAGAAAAGUCCAACAUCUUUAGUGGAAGAAUUAGAAAAUCGGACAUUUAGUAAAGAAAUGUUGAGAUAUAAUAAAAUAUUAGAUGCUGAACAUAAUUCAAUUUAUAAUGAAAUGAUUGGGGUUUUGAAUGAAAAAAAUGAAGAUGAAAAUUCGAGUAUAAUAAAUAUACUUUCUUUGGAUGGUGGCGGAAUUCGUGGUUUGGUUAUUACUCAGAUAAUGUUAGAAGUUGAACGUGUUAUGGGUGAAUCUAUUUUUGAAUAUUUUGAUUGGGUGGCAGGAACUUCAACAGGUUCAUUAGUUGCUGCUGGUCUUGCAAGUGGGCAGACUCUUCGAGAACUUCAAAGGGUUUAUAUUCGUUUCAAAGAUCUGGUUUUUGAUAAUCGUCGACCACACAAUACAACUGUUUUGGAGACUUUUAUUCAAGAAGAAUUGGGAAAAGAUAAAUUGUUGAUUGAUUUGGAAUGGCCAAGACUUUUAUUCACUACAACAAAAGCAGAUUAUUUCCCUGUUCAAUUAGAAUUAAUGAGGAAUUAUACUCUCCCAACAACUGAUGAUGAGAAUUCGGAACUUGGAUUUAAAAAUUCUGAAAAAUUGUACUUAUGGAAGGCAUUGAGACGUUCUUCAGCAGCCCCUACAUUCUUUUCUGCUGUUGAUAAUAAAUAUAUUGAUGGAGGUAUAAUCUCAAAUAAUCCAUCACUUGAAUUGUUACAAGAAGUACAAUUUUGGAAUAGUUUUAAUAAAUUAAAGAAUAUUCCAAAAUCUGUUCGUAUUGGUUGUCUUUUAAGUAUUGGAACUGGUUCUAUUCCUUCGACAAAAUUGGAGCCAGCACAUUUAGAGUUAGCACAAAAUUAUAUUACGCAACCAAUAACUUCCUAUAAUGCUGUGAUUACUAUUGGGCAAAUUUUGAUUGAUCAAGUAUCAGCAACAGAAGGAGCCCCUGUACACAGAGCUGGAGCUUGGUGUAUAUCUUCAAGAACACCCUAUUUUAGACUUAGCGCUCCUCUUCAUAAAGAAGUUCAAAUGGAUGCAAAGGGUGAUGAAGAAAUUGCUAAAAUGAUGUGGGAUUGUAUUGAAUAUAUGUAUAUCCAUCAGGAUUAUGUAGAGAAGGUUUGCACAUUAUUACGUAAAGUAGGCAAAUCAUCUAAACGUCGGGAAUUUUUUGCUUCGUGUAAUAAUUAUACAACGAAUCCCCCCACACCGGUUAAAUAA
Meloidogyne enterolobii is the source of this 1545-nucleotide messenger RNA. The record is from the annotation of a GenBank genome assembly. Lineage: Eukaryota; Metazoa; Nematoda; Chromadorea; Rhabditida; Meloidogynidae.